ACGCCUCGGGCGGCCGCGCCCCCGCGCCAGGCACUGAAAAAGGCCGGAGCGCGGAGCCGCGCCGCUCACAGCCCGCCCGCCGCCUGCCGAAGGUCGCGGCCCCUCAGCGACGCCAUGACCGUGCUGAAGCUGUCCCUCGUGGCUUUCAGCUUCGUCUUCUGGGCGGCGGGGCUGACCAUGCUCGUCGUCGGCCUCUGGGCCGAGGUGCGGCUGGGGGGCUACCUGGCGCUGUCGGCCGGCGACACCCCCGGCGCCCCCGCCAUCCUCCUGGCCACCGGCACCGCCGUCAUGAUCUGGGCCUUCCUGGGCUGCUUCGGCGCCGCCGCCGAGCACCGCGGCCUCCUGCGCACCUACGGCGCCUUCCUGGCGGCCGUGCUGUUGGCCGCGCUGACCGCGGGGCUCUCGGCGCUCGUGUACCGCCAGGACAUCGCGCGGGGCUUCCGGGAGGGGCUGCGCCAGGCCCUGAGCGCCUACGGCGAGGACGAAGGGAAGGCGGACGCCCUGGACGCUUUGCAGCGCGCGUUGGGCUGCUGCGGUGUGGAGAGCUACCGGGACUGGCUCGCCUCGCCCUGGGCGCUCCAGCAGAACGCCUCGGUGCCGCUCAGCUGCUGCCGGGCCCGGCGGGGCUGCCCGCUCAGCCCGGCCGGCGCACGCGGCCUGCACCCGGAGGGCUGCUUCGGCAAGGUCUCGGCCUUUGUCAGCAGCAACAUGUUCUGCGUUGCCACCGCUGCCCUGGGACUGGCGGUGCUGCAGGUCGUCGGCAUCGUGCUGGCGUGCCUGAUGGCUGCCCGCAUCCCUGCUCGCGUGACCGCUCCGCACUGAGACCUCCCCAGGUCUGGCUCUUGUCACCUCCUGCUCCCUUCUUGCCCCUGGAUCUGGGAGAUGUGAGUGAGCCCCAUCUGGAAGACCUCUUCAUCGUCCCCAGUUCACCCUUCCUCACGGUCU
Messenger RNA from Tympanuchus pallidicinctus (lesser prairie-chicken), 945 nucleotides. Its product is annotated as tetraspanin-7-like. NCBI's taxonomy places the organism in Eukaryota, Metazoa, Chordata, Aves, Galliformes, Phasianidae. Gene Ontology annotation, cellular component: membrane. The transcript has a single exon. Bases 115 to 822 code for a protein of 235 amino acids. The record is from RefSeq and is a predicted model, not a curated record.